Scutellospora calospora is the source of this 192-nucleotide messenger RNA. The record is from the annotation of a GenBank genome assembly. NCBI's taxonomy places the organism in Eukaryota, Fungi, Glomeromycota, Glomeromycetes, Diversisporales, Gigasporaceae.
AUGGAUGAAAUUAUUAGUCGAUUAAAGAAUAAAGAUAGGGCCAUUCAACAAAAGGCCGCACAAGAUCUUCGUAUAUUGGUCGAAGGACGACCUAGCCUAUUAAAUGAAGCGAAUAAAAGAAUAUUUGAAAUGAUGCAAGGGGACACCCCCGAUUUUCAUAAAAUCGGCGGGAUACUUGCAAUUGGCAAGUAA